AUGCCAUCUGUAAUUGAGAAUAUUGGUGACAUCAGAAGCAGUGUGGUCACAGAAGUACCCGCUGGGACAACAGUGGUCCUGAACUGUGACAGCAAUGAUUAUAACCAUAAUUUUAUGUUCUGGCUUUUUGACAAAAAUAAAGUUAUAGGACCAGGGAAUGAAUAUGAUGAGAGAAAAUAUAAAUAUGAAGUUUUAUCCGGAAAAUUGCAUAUUGAUAGUGUGUCGCCUACCGAGUCUGGAUACUACAAAUGUGUGUCUAAAAACCUAGAUGGAUCUGGCAUCACAGUGGGUGAAGUCGAAAUGAUAGUCAAGGGUUCUUCUUUCACAACAACAGAUGCUAUUAAGCUAACUGCCAUAAUAGUAUCUAUCCUCAUAUUAAUUAUCUGCACAGUUAUUUAUAGCAGACUAAGAAAGGAAUGGAACAAGUAUGAUGGACGCACUGUUGUACCAGUGGAAGAAGAUGAAGAGGAAGGUGAUGAAAUUUAUAACAAAACCACAACAGCUAUAAGUCAACCAGUCCCUGGACCAAGUAGGAACCCAUCAUCAGAACAUCUUUUAUAUGGUAUUGAUAAUCAGGGUUUAGAUACAGAUUUUAAUUCAGUCUUUGAAAACAUUCAAAUAAAAUCACCAAGUGCUAGUCUAAUUUAA
Danaus chrysippus (African queen) is the source of this 648-nucleotide messenger RNA. Lineage: Eukaryota; Metazoa; Arthropoda; Insecta; Lepidoptera; Nymphalidae. The record is from the annotation of a GenBank genome assembly.